GGUUUGAUAAAUAUUCUAGUUAAGGUUAUAUUAACCUUCAAGAAUUAAAAAUGGGAAAAGUUAAGAAACUGAAAAAGUUGGGAGGAAGAGUGUCACGUCCAGGUCCUCUUGAUGAACAGUUGGCUAGAGACGAAGUUGCUCGUCCCAGUGGUCGUAUAAAAAUUCGCACUGAGCGGAAGGAUGGAGAUGAUGAGUAUGUUGAAGGACAACUAGGAAGGGCCAUCCUGAAGCAGAGUGUGGCUCAGCUUAAAGAAAUGGAGGAUGAGAUGGAGGAAGAAGAGUUUCCACCUUUGGGUACACAGCGUCCAAGAUUCAUAAAGCGGCCACCGUCAGUGAAAUUAAGCACAAAGUCUGAAGCAGAUGAAAGGAGUGAAGAGAGUAGUGAAGAAGAUGUUGAUGAAACAUGUGCUGCUGUCCCUCAGAAUAUUGACAAGGUUGUGCAGGAUUUUGAAGGAGAACUUAAUUUGGCAGAUGAAGACAAGAAGAUUCUGGAACAUUUUAUGAACAAGGAUGCAGCACCUCAAAGAAAACUAGCAGACUUAUUCAAAGAUAAGAUCACAGAAAAACAGACAGAGAUUCGUACACAAGUGGAUGCCAGCAGUAUCCAAACAGUUAACCUUAGUCCUGAAGUACAAGAAAUGUGUACCCAAGUAGGGAAAGUACUAGCAAGAUAUCGUAGUGGCCCACUGCCAAAAAUGUUUAAGGUUAUACCAAAGAUGCGCAACUGGGAAGAGUUGGUGUACAUGACAAAUCCAGACAAAUGGUCUGCUGCUGCUAUGUAUCAGGCUGUUAGAAUCUUUGUCAGUAACCUUAAAGAAGCAAUGGCUCAGCGAUUUUUCAACCUAGUUCUCUUACCAAGAGUCCGGGAUGACAUAUCUUUCUACAAGCGACUCAACUUUCAUCUCUAUCAAGCACUGUUUAAGGCACUUUUUAAACCAGCAGCUUUUUUCAAAGGUGUCUUGUUGCCCUUAUGUAUGUCUGGCAAUUGUACAUUACGAGAAGCUGUGAUUGUUGGUUCUGUCCUUUCCAAGAACCACAUCCCACUACUUCAUUCUGCUGCUGCCAUCCUUAAGAUAGCUGAGAUGGAUUACACAGGACCAAAUUCAGUUUUCUUGAGGAUAUUCUUUGACAAGAAAUAUGCUUUACCCUACAGAGUAAUUGAUGCCUGCAUCUAUCAUUUUAUCAAGUUUGAACAUGACCGUCGUGAGCUUCCAGUUUUGUGGCAUCAAGCUCUGUUGACCUUUGUGCAGCGGUAUAAGGAGGACUUGGCUCCAGAUCAGAAGCAGUCUCUCUUGGAUGUUGUCAAAUUCCACACUCAUCAUACCAUGACCGGUGAAAUAAGAAGAGAGCUUAUGAACUCCAAAUGUCGAGGUGAAGAUGAUGUCAAGAUGGUUUUAGAUGAAUAAAAUGGUGGAAUAUAUAUUAUGUCUACAGGGAUUGUCACUUUGACUUGAGUAUCUUUUUAUUCUAACUACAAAAGAUAGUUUAUAUAGUGAUGUUUGUAUGAAUCACUUAAUAAACGUAUUACUCUACACUGAA
This is a messenger RNA of Homarus americanus (American lobster), 1539 nucleotides long. It is a transcript of the gene bys, whose product is annotated as bystin-like. The record is from RefSeq and is a predicted model, not a curated record. The transcript has 9 exons. Gene Ontology annotation, cellular component: preribosome, small subunit precursor; nucleolus; cytoplasm. Gene Ontology annotation, molecular function: snoRNA binding. Gene Ontology annotation, biological process: rRNA processing. Bases 51 to 1406 code for a protein of 451 amino acids. NCBI's taxonomy places the organism in Eukaryota, Metazoa, Arthropoda, Malacostraca, Decapoda, Nephropidae.